Salvelinus fontinalis (brook trout) is the source of this 1758-nucleotide messenger RNA. RefSeq names its product pre-mRNA-splicing regulator WTAP-like. The transcript is spliced from 8 exons. Bases 176 to 1339 code for a protein of 387 amino acids. Gene Ontology annotation, cellular component: nucleus. Lineage: Eukaryota; Metazoa; Chordata; Actinopteri; Salmoniformes; Salmonidae. The record is from RefSeq and is a predicted model, not a curated record. Gene Ontology annotation, biological process: regulation of alternative mRNA splicing, via spliceosome.
ACUCCUCGUGCACUUGCGUUUCCUUUCCUGUCUUUCAUCACUUGGCGGCGACAACAUGGAGCCAGAAACCUAAGUCUGUUAAAAUAUACCAAGAUAGACGACUAAACUGUUAAUGUAUAAUUUGCCUAACUGACCAAGUUCACCUUUCACGCUUACAGGUAUCCCCAAGGCCAGAAUGACUGAGGAACCUUUACCUAAAAAGGUUCGCCUCAGUGAAGGUGAUCUGAAGACUUUGACCAGAGAGGAGCUCUGUGAAAGGUGGAAGCAGGAGGAUGCUUAUGUGCAGAUACUUGAGACAAAAUACUCUGAAUUGAAUUCAAAUGAUGUGACGGGCCUGAGGGAGUCUGAGGAGAAGCUGAAGCAGCAGCAAGAGGCUGCCAGGAGAGAGAACAUCCUUGUUAUGAGGUUGGCCACAAAGGAGCAGGAGAUGCAAGAAUGCACAACCCAGAUCCAGUACCUGAAGCAAGCCCAGCAACCCAAUGUGGCCCAGCUGAGAUCUACCAUGGUCGACCCUGCGGUCUACUUGUUUUUCCUUAAGAUGAAGAGCGAACUGGAAGAGAACAAAGACAAAUUGGAGCAAGCCCAAAAUGAACUAAGUGCCUGGAAAUUUACACCUGAUAGCCAGACUGGAAAGAAGUUGAUGGCUAAGUGCAGGAUGUUGAUCCAGGAGAACCAGGAGCUGGGCAGACAGAUCUCUCAGGGUCGUAUUGCCCAGCUGGAGGCAGAGCUAGCCCUGCAGAAGAAGUACAGCGUGGAGCUCAAGAGCAGCCAGGAUGAGUUGAACGACUUCAUCAUCCAGCUGGACGAAGAGGUGGAGGGCAUGCAGAGCACCAUCCUGGUCCUCCAGCAGCAGCUCCGGGAGACCCGCCAGCAGCUAACCCUGAGAGAGAGCGCUGUUCCUGGGUCGGCCCCCCUGGACCACCACCCAGAGGCUGGCUUUAGCAAAGACUGCGAGGCAGGAUUGGUCAAGGCCUACGGACCAGGCAACACCAGCCCCUUUGAUAGGACAGAAACAGCUCCUGGCCCCUCCCCUUUCACAGAGGCAGAGACAGGCAUCAAUACGGAUCAGGAGUCCCUACCGUCUCCAUCUCCCUCCACCACAGGCACAGACUCCAAGCUCUCUAGCCACUUUAGGACCAUAACGAACCAGCUUAGCGAGGGCUAUGAGACUGUAGACUCCCCCACAGGUAGUGAUACCUGCGUCACACAACACUUUAUAGAGACAAACUCAAACCAGGACCCUCAGGAGAACAGGAUAGUGGCACGGACUAGUUCUAGCAAAGGCGGCAGGACUGUGGGCUCAUGCCCUACCCAGAAUGGGUUGAAUGUUACAGGGUAGGGUCUCAGAUAUUAAUGGCUGGUUUCCCGGACCCAGAGUAAGGCAAUUCGUGGAUUAUACUCUCAAUGGAUAGAAAUCAUGCCCCAGAAUACUGCCGUAGGUUACUGAUCAAAUGUUAUGUUUGCCCCAUCUAGAGAAAAGGUUCACCAGUAGUUGUUGAAUGUGAUAGACAUUCAUCCAGAUUUUUCUAUUAGUACAUCGUCUGUUUGUGCACGUAUGAUGUGUUAUGAUAACAAGGCGAAGUCAGACUUUUACUUGUUUUAAGUGUAACAAGUUGUCAUGUGCUGAAUACUUUCGUUUUUAACUUGAUUAUGAUUUCCCGUUUAUUGUGAAAAACAAAUGUUUACAAAAAUAUGACAUCCUGAAUUUGUAGAUGUUCGUUGCAGACUGAAGUACAAUAAAGGUUGUUUUUAAUGUAA